AUGCAGCAAACUCACAAGCAGACACAUGAGGGGACGGACAUCGUUCAUCUCCCCCGAAUUCUCCGCCUCAUCAACCGUCCCGACUACUUCCACCGCUUCACCCGGCGGAUCCUCCACGAACAGGAGCAGCAAGACUUCCGCACCAAAUUCUCCCUCCUACCGCCAUCGUCUGGCGCAGAAAAAGCUGGGCUCAAUACGAUAACGCCAGAUAUGGCGCGCUGGCUGGCAGGCCGCUUCGCGGCAAAAGAGGCAGCACGUAAGGCUGCUCCGGCCGGCGCAGCGUCCCUCGGAUGGAAGGAUGUUAUUGUUAGGGUUGGUGAGGCUGAUAAGGGUAGACCGGAGAUUGUGUACUUGGAUCCCUUGGGUUGUGGAGAAAGUGGCGAAGGCAGAGUAGGCAAGCUGUCUAUCUCGCAUGAUGGGGAUUAUGUGGUUGCUACGGUGCUUGCGGCUGGUUGA
Molecule: messenger RNA, 456 nt
Organism: Aspergillus fischeri NRRL 181
Lineage: Eukaryota; Fungi; Ascomycota; Eurotiomycetes; Eurotiales; Aspergillaceae
Product: 4'-phosphopantetheinyl transferase superfamily protein
Exons: 2
Coding region: 1-456 (151 amino acids)
Biological process (GO): fatty acid biosynthetic process
Molecular function (GO): holo-[acyl-carrier-protein] synthase activity; magnesium ion binding
Source: RefSeq, a predicted model, not a curated record